Molecule: messenger RNA, 2672 nt
Organism: Rhinolophus ferrumequinum (greater horseshoe bat)
Lineage: Eukaryota; Metazoa; Chordata; Mammalia; Chiroptera; Rhinolophidae
Gene: DENND1C
Product: DENN domain containing 1C
Exons: 23
Coding region: 241-2649 (802 amino acids)
Biological process (GO): endocytic recycling; endocytosis
Cellular component (GO): cytosol; intracellular membrane-bounded organelle
Molecular function (GO): guanyl-nucleotide exchange factor activity; phosphatidylinositol phosphate binding
Source: RefSeq, a predicted model, not a curated record
ACUGGGGGUCUGCUCUCUGAGACACCGAUUGCCCACCGAUCCCGGGAAAGGGCUGGGAGAAAGGAUGCUUGGGUUUUUCACAGUGGGUGGGGGCAGGGGCCUCCCUCCGUAGACGUCACCCACUAAACUUCCUCUCUCAGCCACACAGGAAGCUGAGCCGGCUCAGGGCCCAGCCCUGCGCAAGCACGGCCCCCAGGACCCCUAGGGAAAGGGCCCCACCAGGCCGGCCCUGCAGGGACCAUGGGAUCCAGAGCUGAAGGGGGUACCCCUGCCGUGUUUGAUUGGUUCUUUGAAGCAGCCUGCCCUGCCUCCCUACAGGAGGAUCCCCCCAUCCUGCGGCAGUUCCCCCCAGACUUCAGGGACCAGGAAGCUAUGCAGAUGGUGCCUAAAUUCUGCUUCCCUUUUGAUGUGGAAAGGGAGCCCCCCAGCCCCGCGGUACAGCAUUUCACGUUCGCCCUCACCGACCUGACCGGCACCCGUCGAUUCGGUUUCUGUCGCCUCCGGGCUGGUGCUCACAGCUGUCUCUGCAUCCUCAGCCACCUUCCCUGGUUUGAGAUGUUCUACAAGCUGUUGAACACAGUAGGGGACCUCCUAGCCCAGGACCAAGUCUCGGAGGUCGAGGAACUUCUUCUAGAUCUGCUGCAGCAUCCGCUGCCGGGGACCCAGGCCUCAGUGGAGCUGGGCAGCGGAGUGACGAUCUCCAGAGCGCACGGCAUUCCGCCCCCUGCCCCCGGGAACAGCAGGCCGCUUUCCUGCUUCGUGGCCCCCGACCCAGGCCGCCUGCCAUCCAUUCCUGAGAACAGAAACCUAACGGAGUUGGUGGUGGCAGUGACCGACGAGAACAUCUUGGGGCUGUUCGCGGCUCUCCUAGCGGAGCGAAGGGUCCUGCUCACCGCCAGCAAGCUAAGCACGCUAACCUCGUGCGUCCACGCGUCCUGCGCCCUCCUGUACCCCAUGAGCUGGGAGCACGUACUGAUCCCCACGCUGCCGCCGCACCUGCUGGACUACAGCUGCGCCCCCAUGCCCUACCUCAUCGGAGUCCACGCCAGUCUCGCCGAGAGAGUUCGGGAGAAAGGCCUAGAGGACGUAGUGAUGAUGAAUGUGGACUCCAAUAUCUUAGAGACGCCCUUUGACGACAUGCAGGCGCUGCCCCCAGACGUGGUGUCCCUGCUGAGGCUGCGCCUAAGGAAGGUCGCGCUAGCCCCAGGGGAAGGGGUUUCCCGUCUCUUCCUCAAAGCCCAGGCUCUGCUUUUUGGGGGCUACCGCGAUGCGCUCGUCUGCAGCCCGGGCCAGCCAGUAACUUUCAGUGAAGAAGCCUUCUUGGCCCAGAAGCCAGGGUCUCCCCUGCAGGCCUUCCACCGGCGGGCUGUGCACCUGCAGCUGUUCAAACAGUUCAUCGAAAGCCGACUGGAGAAGCUUAACACAGGAGAGGGCUUCUCAGAUCUCUUUGAGCAGGAGAUCACCUGCAUUGGGGACUCCUCAGGCACACUUCGCUCCUACCAGCUCUGGGCAGACAACCUAAAGAAAGGUGGUGGUGCCCUCCUGCAUUCGGUCAAGGCCAAGACUCAACCAGCCGUCAAAAACAUGUACCGCUCGGCCAAGAGCGGCUUGAAGGGGAUGCAGAGCCUUCUGCUGUACAAGGAUGGGGACUCUGGCCUGCAGAGGGGAGGCUCCCUGAGGGCCCUGUCCCUCACCAGCCGCUCAGAUCGCCUGCAGCAGCGCCUGCCUAUUACCCAGCACUUUGGACAGAACCGGCCCCUUCGCCCCAACAGGAGACUCCGACUGGAAGAAGGACCUCCUGAGUCCCUGGGGGAAGGGACACCCCCUCUGAGCCCUGAGGAUGCCCAGGACCCAUGGGCAGAGGAAGCUCUGGACAGCAGCUUCCUGGGGUCUGGGGAAGAACUAGAUUUGCUGGGUGAGAUUCUGGACAGUCUGAGCACAGGAGCCACAAGGACAGGCAGCCUGCGGCCCAGCCAGAGCUUGGACUGCUGCCACAGAGGGGACCUUGACAGCUGCCUCAGCCUGCCCAACAUACCAGGAAGACCAAGAUGGCAGCCAGAUGAGGAGGACGCCCCAGAGCCCCAGCCCCAGUCCCUGCCGGCCAGCAUGCCAUAUCUGCAAACACUCCAGCCUUCGGACACCAGGAGCUCCUCAGAGAACCUCCCUCCCCAGCCGCCCUCAGAGGCCAAUCAAGAAGUCACUUCUCCAUCCCAGUCUUCAACAACUGCAGACCCAAGCUAUCAAAGGGCCCCUGAACCCUCUCUCACAGAGCCCUGUCAUCGAAUCCAACAUCUCUCCCCUCCUCAUGAAGCAGCCGGAGAUCCCAGAGCCCAGGGGAGCCCCUGCUCCCAGCUCUUGACAGCCCCUACCCAGCCCAGCCCUCCAGAAAGCCAACUUCAGGUCCCCACAGAGCCUAACUCGGAUAUCACCUGGACAUCCCAACCCCUUGACUCUUCCUCAGAUCCUGGCUCCCCAAAGAACCCCCGAGCCCAGCCUUCUGAGGGCCUGCUAGCAGAGCACGCUCACCUCCAGUCCCCCAAGGGGCCGGGAGCUCCCAGAUCCCCUGCUGCACCUUCUAGCAACCAGCAGGAGCCUCUGGCCAGGAGCCGGCCCAGAGUUGCUGAACUUAAAAAGUGUUUUGAAGGUUAAGGAUCAGGUGUCUGGAGAAGACA